AUGGGCGACGGAGCUACACACCAGAAAGCAGAUCGCGCUCGAGAGAUCGUAGUGGAAGCCUUGACCAGGAACGUCAAAGAAGACCAUGUGCGGGAGAUAUUCGGAAAGUACGGUGUCAUCAAGGAACUCACCAUGCCCAUGAACCCCACCUUCAACAUCAAUCGCGGCAUAGCCUACAUUCUCUACGAGGAGAUCGACGACGCCGAACGCGCAAUCGCGAAGAUGCACGACGCACAAUUAGAUGGAGCCAAGAUUCAAGUUUCCAUUGUCCUUCCCCGCCGUCGUUUCUCACAGACACCUCCGCCCGCGCGUAGAGGCCCGCCGCCACGCGACGACUACGAAGGUGGCUAUGGGCGCGGUGGACGGGGACCGAGGGGCGGAGGCCCACCUGGCGCGUACAGGCCACCACCUAUGGAUGGCCGUUAUCGAUCUCCACCGCGUCGAAUGUCGCCCGAUCGAGGACACUGGGGUCGGGGCAGAGGCGGAGGCGGUCGUGGUGGACGAGGGGCCUACGGAGGACGGCCACGAGGCAUCCGCACAGUCAAGUAG
Alternaria arbusti is the source of this 549-nucleotide messenger RNA. RefSeq lists its product as uncharacterized. The record is from RefSeq and is a predicted model, not a curated record. The transcript has 4 exons. Gene Ontology annotation, biological process: mRNA splicing, via spliceosome. Gene Ontology annotation, cellular component: cytoplasm; ASAP complex; nucleoplasm. Lineage: Eukaryota; Fungi; Ascomycota; Dothideomycetes; Pleosporales; Pleosporaceae. Gene Ontology annotation, molecular function: RNA binding. Bases 1 to 549 code for a protein of 182 amino acids.